AUGGUCUAUUUCAAUGGCACUUUGAUCAUCUCUGUCUUUGAAGCUAAAGAUCUCAAGCCAACCAAUUUUUCUACCAGACAUCAAGUUGUCAGUGUAAGAGGAUUGAAGGCUAGUUUAGAUUCAUAUGUCACAAUUGACGUCGAUGAUAAGGUGCUGGCCCGAACCAAAACGAAGCAGAAAACAUAUUGCCCAGUUUGGAAUGAGAAGUUUACAGCUGAAAUUCAUAAUGGUCAAAAUUUGUGCAUCACCGUCUUCCACGACACAAACAUUCCGCCGGAUGAGUUUGUGGCAAAUUGCAUUAUGACCUUCGAGGAGUUCAUCACUAUGGGGGAGGCUGCAGAAACCUGGAUAAAAUUGGAGCCCAGUGGUCAAUUGAAAAUAUCAGCUGACCUCAAUGGAACAUUCUGUGAAGGUGACCUACCAAAAGAGCGCAUCUUCAAGGAGCAUGCUGGUCCCCACCACAAAAGGCACGGUGCCAUGAAGAGGCGGGUUCAUCAGGUCAGGGGUCACAAGUUCAUGGCCACUUUCUUCAAACAACCUACCUUCUGCUCUAUAUGCAAUGAUUUCAUUUGGGGCUUGACAUCACCACAAGGGUACCAAUGUCAAGUAUGUACAUGCGUCGUUCAUAAAAGAUGCCACCAGGACAUCAUAACGAUCUGCCCUGGAAUGAAACAUUCGAAAAAUAAAAAUAACGAAGUGCCAGGUCACAGGUUCAAGAUUGAGGUGCCACACAGGUUCAAGGUGCACAAUUACAAGAGGUUCACAUUCUGCGACCACUGUGGCUCGCUGCUCUAUGGAUUGUUCAGACAGGGGCUGCAAUGUGACGCCUGUAAACGCAACGUGCACAAGAGAUGCGAAAAAAACAUCCCAUUCGAUUGUGGCAUCAACACCGGGCAGAUGGGCAAGAUUCUGAAGGAGUUGGGGCUGUCAGGGGAGAGCCACAACGUCCCUGCUUCAGCUACCACAAAUGCUUAUCAUAAUCAUCAUCAUCAUCAUCUGGCUGCUUUGUCACUAUCAUCAUCAACUGAUAAAAUACCGUCUUCGUCAUCGUCCCCGUCGUCUUCGCUGUCGUCGUCGUUUGGUUUUUUGUUGAGUGAUUUUACUUUGAUAAAAGUUCUGGGGAAGGGAAGUUUUGGAAAGGUCUUACUGGCGGAGCACAGACCAACCUCAUCUCUCUAUGCACUGAAGGUCUUAAAAAAGAGUUCCGUUCUAAUGGAUGACGACGUCGACUGUGUCAUGACGGAGAAGAGAGUUCUCUCACUCAAUGCCAAACAUCCAUUUCUUACUUCAAUUCACUUUUGCUUUCAAACUGAGGACAAGUUAAUCUUCGUGAUGGAGUACAUGGCGGGAGGCGAUCUGAUGUUUCAAAUUCUGGCAGCCCAGAAGUUCGAUGAGAAAAGGACGCGCUUCUAUAGUUCAGAGGUCAUACUAGCGCUCAUGUUCCUCCAUAAACAUGGAGUCAUUUACAGGGACUUGAAACUGGACAACAUAAUGCUGGACAGCGAAGGCCAUUGCAAAAUAGCAGACUUCGGCAUGUGCAAGGACAACAUGUUUCCUGGAGACACGACCUUGACAUUUUGUGGCACGCCCGACUACAUUGCACCUGAGGUACUGCAAGAGCAAGAGUACAACUACACAGUAGAUUGGUGGACGAUGGGGGUGCUGAUGUAUGAGAUGAUGGCGGGACAGCCCCCGUUUGAUGGAGAGAGUGAGGAAGAUCUUUUUGAAUCCAUUCAGUGCGAUGAACUUCUCUUCCCUGUGUGGCUCUCCAAGGAAGCAGUGUCUGUCUUGAAAGGGUUCAUGACGAAGGACCCGUACAAGAGGCUGGGAUGUGUGGAGGAGUUAGGGGGAGAGGAGGCCAUAAAGAAGCAUGAGUUCUUCCAGGGCAAGAUCGACUGGACAGCCGUCGAAGAAAGGAGGGUGGAACCACCUUUCAAACCAAAAAUUAUGUCACGCUAUGACGUGAGCAACUUCGAGACGACCUUCACCGACACGAGACCGACCUUGACUCCAACCGACUCCAAGGUCAUUAGAAACAUCAGUCAGAAGGAGUUCCACGGGUUUUCUUUUAUCAACCCUGACUUUGGUUAG
Molecule: messenger RNA, 2091 nt
Organism: Helobdella robusta
Lineage: Eukaryota; Metazoa; Annelida; Clitellata; Rhynchobdellida; Glossiphoniidae
Exons: 16
Coding region: 1-2091 (696 amino acids)
Biological process (GO): protein phosphorylation
Molecular function (GO): ATP binding; diacylglycerol-dependent serine/threonine kinase activity
Source: RefSeq, a predicted model, not a curated record